AUGAAUAAACAACUGUGGGUCACUGAUGAAGAUAGAAAAUAUAUUCACCCAAUUUCAUAUGUGGACAUCAAGAAAUGUGUUUUAAACGUAAGAAAAAAUUCGACAAUAGCUUGCAUUUAUUUUACAGACCACUCACUGAUGAUGUCAAAUAAUGAUCUGUACAUUUCAACGGAGGCUAUCUCCAAGGAGCUAUUAGUUUCUUGGGCCACGAAGAAUUGGCCCUUGAUGAGUAAGUUCAACAAAAUGGCGCUUAAAGCUGCGGAUCCAGGAUUGGGAGACACUUUUAUUCAAAAAGAGGUUUCUCAAUAG
This is a messenger RNA of Cotesia congregata, 309 nucleotides long. The record is from the annotation of a GenBank genome assembly. Lineage: Eukaryota; Metazoa; Arthropoda; Insecta; Hymenoptera; Braconidae.